Messenger RNA from Drosophila subpulchrella, 2001 nucleotides. RefSeq names its product KIF-binding protein. Bases 104 to 1894 code for a protein of 596 amino acids. Lineage: Eukaryota; Metazoa; Arthropoda; Insecta; Diptera; Drosophilidae. The record is from RefSeq and is a predicted model, not a curated record. Gene Ontology annotation, molecular function: protein binding. The transcript has a single exon.
UACUGAAAUACUAUGACUAAAUAAAUCAGCACGAAAAAAGUGAAAAGCUAGUGAAUAAAAAGUUUUCUCGGAAUUAGAGACAACUUUGGCUCACCCCGCCAUCAUGGUCAUUCCAAAGGAAAUCCUAAGCGACUACAAGGAGCUGUACGAAAAGGCCAACCGCCUGGUGGAGGAGGAGAGCCGCAGUGAUCCGGCCACAGAUCCCUUUCGCUCCCACUACAAAGCCCGCGAUGUCCUGAUCGAUUUAAAGGGCCAACUGGAUGACCAACUGGUCUCCGUCCAAGCCAGCGAGGAGGAUGGCGGCCAGGAUGACCACUGCUACCGCUCGCUGCUCGCCUUCGUCUGUCGGGAUUUGGGCAGGAUCUACAUCUACACCGAGGAGCCGGCGGAGGGCGAGAAGCUACUAAAUCGCUGCCUGAAACUAGUCACGCCGCUCAAGCAGCUUUCCGAGGGCAUUAUUCCCUUCAUUGGGGCCAUCAACGAGCUGAGUAUUGUCCUGGCCUCCAAGGAGGAUUACAAGAAGGGCCUGGACAUUCUCAUGCAAGCGGAAACCAGCUACGAGGAGUUCAAGGCCAGUGGUCUGCAGCCCCUCGCCAUACAGGAUAUGUUCAAUCCGGCGGAGGAAGGUCAGGAAUCUGCAGCGGAGGCGGCGGGACCCAAAGAGCUGGAAUCUCUGUACACACUAGUCUCCUUUUACAUGGCCCAGAUGUACGGCCACCUGGGGGAGCCGGAGAAGUCGGCGAAGUGCUGCCAUCGCACUCUGCAUCGCCAACUGGAGUCCAAGACGUACGAUGCCAUCGAUUUCGCACUAAACACCGCCACCUUGUCGCAGUUCUACAUCGGAGAAGAGCGCUUCCAGGAGGCGCGCCAUCACCUGGCCGCCGCCACGCUCAUCAUGGCCGAGUACGAGGUGCACAUGCUGGAGCCGGAGUUGAGCGAGAAGCAGCGCCAGGACGUGGCGGAGACUUUCAAGCAUCGCUACGCCGAUGUGGCCCGUUGUUGGGCCAAAUACGGGUUGCAUUUGAUGUUCACGUCCAAGCUGCGUCUAAUGAGAGACGAGGACGACGAGGAGGCCAAGAACCUGGAGAAGGUGAUGCGCAACCUUCGGCUGGCCGAGGCGCAGCAGUCCCGCUUUCCGGGUCUCGAUCUCACCGCCUGCGAGAAUCGAAUCAGCUGCGAGUAUUGCCUGACCUUUGACGAUGCCAAGUUGGUGUUUCAUUUCGUUAACGAGUGGCUGGACAUAGCCAAGGACUAUUACAAGGCCGAGAACGAGGCCACUGAGUAUUCAAAGAUCGUGCAGGACUACGCCGAGGCGUACGAACACAUUGCCUUCUUCGAGGAGAACCCCGAAAACCAGGCCAAGAUGCAAAAGCGUCGUGCCAAGUAUCUGGAGGAUCUGCUGGAUCUGCUCGACCCUAUAUUUUAUAUGAAAAUCUGCCGGGAAUGCUGGUAUGGCGCCGGCACAGCUCAUGCCGCAGUGCUGGAUGUCCGUCUGGAUAUCAUUCGGGCCACGAGCACUCCGGCACCGGAGGAAAUCAAGAAGGUCAACCAGAGCUGCAUGAAGGCCAUCAAGUACUUCGAGAGCUAUGUCAAAUCGUAUAUGUCCAAGCCGCCUAGCGAGGAGUGGCGUCCCAACAUGGACGUGCAGGAGCAGCGCCACAUGCUCUACGCUCACUUUCACAUUGGCCGCAUCUACUACAAGCUCAUCAGCGCCCAUCCGCUCCAGCAGUUGGAGCACCUGGCCAAUUGUCACGCCUAUUACAAGAAGUUCGAUGCCGGCUGUCAGUUGUACAAGGAGGCAGCUGAGCCGCUUCAGGGAGAGAUCGGAGUGGUGCGCGAAAUGCUGCAGCUGCUGCCCCUCAAGAUAAACACUGUCAAGGCGAGAUUGGGUUAGAAUAGACUAACCACAUUCUGACUUAACAAUUUCCAAAAAAAAACAAAAGAGUUGCAUUUGCCGAAAGCUUUAUAUUUAGUCAAAAUAAAACGGUUACGCUAAAAGAA